AUGGAAAUGGCCAGGUCGCUCAUAGAUGUGGAUGUCGGCCAAGCCGGAACUUGGGGAGGGCCAGUCAUGCCUCUUACCAGUUAUCCUGCGGGGAUAAAUUUGGAUAGGGAUAUUGAGAUGGACGCCGAGACUACUGGUCCAAAUGGAGUCGGGGUAGAAGCACCAAACGAGGUUGAUCAAGCGCCCGAGGAUGCCACAACCACUGGUCCAAAUGGAGUCGGAGGAGAAGCAUCAAAUGAGUCUGAUCAAGCGUCCGAGGAUACCACAACCACUGGUCCAAAUGAAGUCGGAGAAGAAGCAUCAAAUGAGUCUGAUUAA
Molecule: messenger RNA, 318 nt
Organism: Exophiala mesophila
Lineage: Eukaryota; Fungi; Ascomycota; Eurotiomycetes; Chaetothyriales; Herpotrichiellaceae
Exons: 1
Coding region: 1-318 (105 amino acids)
Source: RefSeq, a predicted model, not a curated record